AUGACACAACAUUGCUUGCUGAAAGUGAAGAGGACUUGAAGCACUUACUAAUGAAGAUCCAAGACCACAGCCUUCAGUAUGGAUUACACCUCAACAUAAAAAAAAACAAAAAUCCUCACAACUGGACCAAUAAGCCACAUCGUGAUAAACGGAGAAAAAAUUGAAGUUGUCAGGGAUUUCAUUUUACUUAGAUCCACAAUGAACACCCAUGAAAGCAGCAGUCAGGAAAUCAAAAGACACAUUGCAUUGGGCAAAUCUGCUGCAGAGGACCUCUUUAAAGUGUUGAAAAGCAGAGAUGUCACCUUGAAGACUAAGGUGCGCCAGACCCAAUCUGUGGUAUUUUCAAUUGCAUCAUAUGCAUAUGAAAGCUGGACAAUGGAUAAGGAAGGCCAAAGAAGAAUUGAUGCCUUUGAAUUGUGGUGUUGGCGAAGAAUAUUGAAUGUACCAUGGACUGCCAAAAGAACAAAUCUGUCUUGGAAGAAGUACUACCAGAAUGCUCCUUAGAAGCAAGGAUGGUGAGACUGCAUCUUACAUCCUUUGGACAUGUUGUCAGGAGGGACCAGUCUCUGGAGAAGGACAUCAUGCUUGGCAAAGUAGAGGGUCAGCGAAAAAGAGGAAGACCCUCAACGAGAUGGACUGACACAGUAGCUGCAACAAUGGGCUUAAGCAUAACAAGGAUUGUAAGGAUGGCACAGGACCGGGCAGUGUUUCGUUCUGUGAAUACAAGACUAUAAAAUUAUUGAGGGCAGAGUCUGUGUCAGAGGCACCUAGGCAGUAGAAGAGGAAAUGGCAGGUCCUAAUCAACUGUGCAUUCGCCGCUGGACUACCAAGCAUGUAGCUGUUUGGCUGAAAGAUGAAGGCUUUUUCGAGUAUGUGGACAUCCUAUGCAAUAAGCACCGACUUGAUGGAGUCACAUUGCUAACAUUGACUGAAUAUGAUCUCCGGUCUCCUCCUCUGGAAAUCAAAGUCUUAGGGGACAUUAAAAGGUUAAUGCUCUCAGUUCGCAAAUUGCAGAAAAUACAUAUUGAUGUUUUAGAAGAGAUGGGCUACAGCAGUGACAGCCCCCUGAGUCCCAUGACCCCUUUUAUCAGCGCUCUUCAGAGUUCAGACUGGCUCUGUAAUGGCGAUCCUUCCCAUGACUGUGAUGGACCCAUCACUGACCUGAAUUCUGAUCAGUUCCAGUAUAUGAAUGGUAAAAACAAACAUUCUGUUAGAAGACUGGACCCAGAGUACUGGAAGACCAUAUUGAGUUGUAUAUAUGUUUUUAUAGUGUUUGGAUUUACAUCCUUCAUUAUGGUUAUAGUCCACGAGCGGGUGCCUGACAUGCAAACGUAUCCACCACUCCCAGAUAUAUUCUUAGACAGUGUUCCUAGAAUCCCAUGGGCCUUUGCCAUGACAGAAGUAUGUGGCAUGAUUCUCUGCUAUAUUUGGCUCCUGGUUCUUCUUCUUCACAAGCACAGGUCGAUACUUCUGCGAAGGCUCUGUAGUCUGAUGGGCACUGUGUUCUUGCUUCGCUGCUUUACCAUGUUUGUGACCUCCCUCUCCGUGCCGGGACAGCACCUGCAGUGUACUGGAAAGAUAUAUGGCAGUGUAUGGGAGAAGUUACACCGGGCCUUUGCCAUUUGGAGUGGCUUUGGUAUGACCCUGACUGGCGUUCACACUUGUGGAGAUUACAUGUUCAGUGGCCACACAGUCGUCCUAACUAUGCUGAAUUUCUUUGUCACUGAAUAUACACCAAGAAGCUGGAAUUUCUUGCACACUUUAUCCUGGGUUCUCAACCUCUUUGGAAUCUUCUUCAUUUUGGCUGCUCAUGAACAUUAUUCCAUUGAUGUGUUUAUUGCCUUUUAUAUCACAACAAGACUCUUUUUGUACUAUCAUACUCUGGCCAAUACCAGAGCAUAUCAGCAGAGUAGGAGAGCAAGGAUUUGGUUCCCCAUGUUUUCCUUUUUUGAAUGCAAUGUUAAUGGUACAGUACCUAAUGAAUAUUGUUGGCCAUUUUCAAAACCAGCAAUAAUGAAAAGGCUAAUUGGAUGAAGACAGGUCUUUGUAAUGGGUUCAUGAUUAAACGUACAGUUGAAAAUGAAUACCUUUGCUUUCUCCCCCUAGGUUGUUCCUGGAGGCCUUGCAUUUUGGCUUAUAUGUUGACAAAGUAAAGCUUCCUGUUCUGAGCAAGGCUGUGAUUGUAAAAAGCAAGAAAGAGCGAUCGAGAAUCCUUACAUAGCUGUUUGAACAGAAAGCUUAAGUAGGUGUUCUCUGCCCCUUCUCUUUAGGCAGACCUAAUGUUUGUGAUUGAGGUCAGGCUGUUGCUCGUACCUGUUGAGUAUUUGUUUAUUGAACUUAAGCAAAUCAACUUAAGCAAUUUGCAGGUUGAAAGAUCUUUAUUGAUUCCCAGUAGGACUCUAGUCAAGAAAUAUUUUUUGAAGCUCGUUGUUGUCUUCAAAGGAAAAGCCCCUAUUGUCUUCAAAGGAAAAGUGACCAAUACUUGUUAUUUGAACUAUUUUCUAUGUCUGUUGAGAAAAUGCAACUCUGGAAAGUGAUCCAGUUUACUGACAGAUAAUUUUUGCCUUCCGAACCAUCUUUAAGAAACGUGAACUGAAUAUACCAGGAUGCCUGAAUCAAGGAGAAGAGAGUGGAAGGGACGAUGCAAGAGGUGACAGAGUACUGAUGAGGAAGCCACCUCCCUCCUCAUUAAUGCAGAUGUAGAGCUGGCAUUGUCACCACAGCUGCAACAAAAGAUGCAGUUCCAGUUUUGUUCUGAGGGUUCAGUAUGACUAUCAGUAAGUAUUCAUGAGGGAAAAAUUGCCGCAUCCAUAACAAUAAAAUUGACUUAGGCUUAGUGAUGUAGGUAUCCGAAUAACUUUGUGCUAUUGUUGUUAGUUAGACAAAUGACAGCCCAAUUGUAUGCUUUUUUAAUGAUGUUAUUUAAUGAGCAAAAUAGAGGAGUGUUUCACCAGUUGUUAGGUAAAGUUCUUAUGUCCUUAAAUGGGGAGGUAUGCAUGCAAAGAGUUUUUUCUCCUUCUGAAAUGAAAUUUAUAACAGUUCUCAGACAUAGCUUUUUGGUUUUUGAAAUUCCUCAUUCUUGCCCAUGAAAAGUAAACAGUCUUAGACAUAUUUGGAUAUUAAAAGGUUUUGUUAUUUUUUAUUUUUAGAUUGAAUUGUAUACAUACGUUCCUUCCAUUACACCUUAUUUUGGCAGUCAGAAAGUGAUAUAACUUAGCUGCUGUUCACAACACUAGAAAUUUAGUACCAUAAAUAAUUUCACCUCUGUGGUAACAUUUGUCUCUUUAUUUUUAAUGAUUUCGUGGAGCAGUCAUGACAGCAGGGUGGUUCUAGAGGAGUUUGAAUCCCAACUGGUGAGCUUAGCCCCUUGGAAUAUUAAUUGUGUAGUCUUUACAUUCUAUUUUAAAACAAGAAGUUAGAAAAGGUGCUGGCAUGCUGAAGUCUAAAGUUAGAUCUCUCAGACAGAAGCCUGUUCCUUUCUUACCUGGGUGAAAUAUUUUAUUUUGCACUUUAAUUCAUACUCCCACCCCUGUAUAAGCUACAGAGGACCCUGAAUGAAUUUGGCAGGAAAGGAGUAUUAUGCAAACAAGUUUCAGCCAGUGCUGAAUGAUCCCAAUUUGGGUCUGCUGUGAACAUUAUUUUUUAUUUCUCACUUAAGUAAUGCAACAAGGCAAUUCAAGCUUUAUUAUUCUUUUAAAUCUCAUACUUCAGGAUCUUAUAAUAUCUUAAAUUGUUGAUUCUGUUACAUGCUAGGGACAAAAAUGCCAAUAUUUCAUCUAAGGAAAUUACAUAAUCAUGAAGGGUGAAGGAUGUUUCCUAUGCCAGUUAAAGUGGUUUUGACCUUGUGGUAAAGAGAUGUACUAUUGCCACUUCUUUCAAAUGGCAGAGCAGAACUGAACUUAGCUAGGGAGGGACUGAUGUUGGCUUUUGUAAACAUGUUUGAAAAAAUCUGUGGCAACAUUAAUUAAAAAGUGUUAAAGAAAUACCUACUUAGUAGUAAAUUUUCCUAACAUCAGCCCUUCGUUCCUUCAUAUGGAUUCUAUUCUAGAACAAAAUAGAAAAAAAAAAUUGCAACUAACUUUGCAGAGCUGUUGACAUUGAGAGUGCCUAAGAACAGACUGCAGUGAGGAUUGUAAAAUAACUUUUUACUCGUAUCUGUUCUGAGAAAAAGGUAAGCUAGAUUUCACAAUUUAUUGUUAUAACUAUUACAAGGCAGUGUUGACAUAAAUUAAUCAUCUGUCCAGGCCUCUUUCUUGGAAAACUUUGAGACAGAAUUCUUUUCAGUUUUUUUUUUUUUUAACAUGAAACCUACGUUUUAGCCACUUUUUCUUUUGUCCAGAAAUUUCCAGAUUUUGUCUUUGUAAAUUUUUUCUUAUUAAAAUCUAAACCACAGUGAAGGUAGCCUUUACGUUUACAUUUUGAGCAUGAAUGUGGCAAGGUAGAGAAGCCUACAUGCCUUAGGUCUACAUGUUUUUCCAACUUGUAUUUGGUUCUGCAGUUGCAGACUUGUGAGAGGCUUCCAUUAUUAAACAUUGAGACCGUAGUAUGAAAGGAACCAAGAAGGUUUUGGUUUGGGGAUACAAACUGGGAGGGCAUACUAAAAGUCCUUGUUGUAUUUUUUAUGUUCUUGGGGACAGCAUCACCUUUUGUUUUUUUUUUUUUUUUAAAGAUCAGGCAGGGCAGUGUAACUGCUAGUAUGAUUGAAGUCAGUAGGGAGUAGGAGGUCUUGAAGAAGUCAAGGUUGCUGUUAUAACCAAAUAAUUUGGGAGAAAACCUCCUUUAGCUGAGCUGCAGGAUUUUCAACAUGGCUACUCUCUCUAUAGUUCUCUGUGGCCAAAAUGACUAGGGAAAAAAUACAACAUCUGUAUGCGGUUCUGUUUAUUAGUAUCCUUUCAAAUCUGACAGCAAGGAGUUAGCCAUAAAAAAAAAAAAAAAAAAACAGUUAAAUAAGUGUGAGUUGUUCAUGGGAAAAACCCAUUGGCCAGAGAGACCUGCUGCUAGUAUAGCUAUCUUUUAAGAAUGACACUGCAAGUGGUGUUCUUUCCUCCUCUGUACCCACCUGAGUAUUUUUACUUCAAAUUCAAAAAAUGCUGUGAUUUAUAAACAAGGAACAGAGGAGCCAAAUACUUACGUAGCUAAUGCGAAACAGUCUGUUUUAGGGAAAUCUGUUUGGAAAAUGUUUGUAACUGGAGUCCUAUUCAUAACACUAACCUGCUUUGACUGUGUUCUGCAAAAGGCAGUUUCAUCACUGAUUUCAUAAUAAACUUUUUUUAAGGAUUCCAGUGCCAAAAUGCUAGAGAAUGUUAACCAUAUUCUUGUGUUAAACUCUGUGAUUUAAAAUAAAUUUAAUUCUCUGAUAGUCUUUCUGUAGACUAAAAGUUAUCCCUUAUUAAAAGUAAUUAUAGUAACAGUUAUUUGUCAGUUCUUUAAUGUAUUCAGGUAUUUGAGACCAGAAAAGCUCUUUCUUAGGUAGUCCAGUUGGUUUCUUAAGCAGUAUUGGUUUCAUUUAGACAUUUUCCAAGCUGACGAAGCAUGUCAGUUUUUUUGCCAACUUUACUUGACAGUUUAGACAAUCUGCAUUUACAUGAAGUUUAGCCUGAAUUAGCCUUACAUCUCUGUAGAUGAGAAUUGUCAGUAACAUCAAAGGUCAGAAUGCUUCAGAUGACCAAUGAUAAAGGAAAGAGUUUUGUUUUGUUGCUGUCUUUAAGUAGCUUUGAAUGACUGAAAUUAAUGUGGAAGUAGGUUUUGGUUCCCUCACCGCCCCCCCCCCAACAGCAAAUACCACAGAUUUUGAGUAUGUAAAAUAUGACGUAUUACUUUACAUCAAGUCCAAUAUCAGUACCUAUGAAAUCCAGGAGCCAUACUGAAGCUGAUGAUAAGUUGGUUUUUCAGAAUACUGUUCUACCCUAAAUUAACCGGGACUUCUGUGUACUCCGUGUUUCAGCAUAACACAGCUUUGUGCCUGAGAAGGAAGGAAACUGUGUUAAUUUCAUAUCUGUUGUUUCCUACUUGGUCGUGUGAAAAAAUUGAACCUUGAUAGCCAAGGGAUGUUAUCAGUUAGUAAUAUCAUCUUUAAAAUGUUUAAUAUUAAUAAUUUUUCAUUCAGAGAAUCUGUAGAUUGUUAGGACAAUGGAGUAUUUCUGACAUGGAACAAAGGAAGUGGAAACUGGUACUUAAUGGGGGAAGCAAAGUUAGCUUGGACUAAAAUUUGCAUGUUUUAUUUUGAGAACACUACCCAAGUGUCUCCCUAUCCACAGAGAAACUAGUAUUACUUGAAGAUGUGAACGUUCCUGUGGUAGCCAGAGCUUGAAGCACAGUAUUGUAUAUAAGUAAAUAUCUUGAUUCUAAAUUAAAUCCAGAUUUGACUAAUAUAUAUUAUUUUAUAUCUUUGUUGUAUUAAAAUGUUUAAAAACACUAAAAAUAAAACAUUUCAAAGUUGGAUUGUAGUCAUUUAUUUAAACACGUUUGCAUUAUUAAUGCUGCUGGCCUAUGUUUUAUACAGUAAAAAUUUUCUUUUUGCAAAUGAUGGAGCCCUGUGACUUUAAAUCAUUCUAUAGUAUCUGUCUCUGGUAUUUACUAAUUCUUAGUUGUCUAUUAGUUGAGCCAUGUUCCCUUUUCUGUAAAAUAGGAAAGAAAAGUGAUCCUCCUGAGGAUAUUAGAAUAAUUCUAGAUUAAAACGUUGGAGGGGAGGGAAGCUGCUUAUUCCUGAACAUGUUAAUGCUUCUUUUGUUUUAUGUUUUGGUUUUAAUUGUGGAAUAGAUAGGAAGAUGUCAUUAUCCUAUAAAAUCAGCUUUGGAGCUAAUUAGGAACAGGAACAAUAGGGAAAUGGGCUGUUGUUAGGGGUAGGCCCAGUAUUGGGCAUAGCCCAGAACUGUGGAGUAGAGAUGCGAAGCAUCUUCAUAGGUGCAGGACUGUAUGAGCUUAAUCCACUACUGAAGUUGUCUUCAUGAUUGCUACUAAUAUGUAGCCUCUGGUGUGGCCCCAGCUGGUCUCUCUGGGGAAUUCUUGGAAAGAAUAGCCCAGAAGAGACCUUGAGGCAGCAUGGGGGAAUGGAAAAUGCACUGGGAUUUAGACUCUGAGGGCCUCAGGAGAAGUUGCAGCACUGCCACUGAUUAAAUCAGGUCUUCUCUUUAAGCCUCUGCUUAACCUUAUGUGUAAAAUGAGGAAAAACACCUACUUACCUCAUGGGUUGUAUUAAGGGUCAGAUUCUGAAAGUGUAGCCUUACUGGCUAAAUACCUGGAAAACCAAAAACCAAACCAAACCAGUUGUCGUCGAGUUGAUUCUGACUCUUGGCAACCCAUGUGUGUCAUAGUGAAACCGUGCCCCAUAGUGUUUUCAGUGGCUGAAGUAGAACAGCAGGCCUUUUUCUUCUAAGGUGGCUCUGGGUAGACUCGAACCUCCAGCCUUUCAGUUAGAAGCCAAGGGCAUUAAGCGUUUGUACCAUCCAGUGAUUUCAUACAUACCUUGUAUUUAAUGCUAAAAUUUUAGUUGAGUUUAAGGUCAGUUACACAGAGCCUAUGUCCCAGGGAAUUAAUAAUCUAGCUAGGAAGAAAACAUGGGUUCAUUUAGACCAUUUUCAUCCAGAGUUGGUGUUUUACAUAUUUGGCUAUCCUAGAAGGCUUUCCCUUUGGAAAAAAGGUUGGGAUAAGGGAAGGAGAUGUUUGGAAACCAUUGAGGGAACAAACACUAGGGAAAGGGGACUAAAUUUUUAGUCUCCAUUUAGUGGUAGGUUGGGAGAGGAAGGGGUCACCAAGAGCUGGGGGAUCCUGGAAGAAUUCACUAAGCAUGUAUCUUAGUUAUCUAGUGCUGCUAUACCACGAGUGGGUGGCUUUAACAAAAAAUUUAUUUUCUCACAGGAGCCUGGAAGUCUGAAAUCAGGGUGCCAGCUCUAGGGGAAGGCCUUCUUUCUCUGCCAGCUGUAGAGGAAGGUUCUUGUCUCUUCACAGCGUCUAUUCCUUGGCUCCUCGGUGAUAUUCAUGUGGCAUGACAUUUCUCUUCCCCCGUCUCUGCUGCUGACUUGCUUGUUUAUUUUCUUUUAUAUCUCAAAAGAGAGUGAUUUAACACAUCCCCCACACUAAUACUGUCUUAUUAACAUGACAAAACCUAUUCCCAGAUGGAACUAUAACCACAUGUAUGGGGGUUAUAAUUUACAACACGUAUUUUGGGGGGACAUAAUUCAGUCCAUAACAGCAUAUGAAACUUGAACUGGGCCGUCUCCGAAGGAUAAGUCAGGGCAUGAUCAAAGGCUUAGAGGUGAGUGAAUCAAGAGUAUAUUCAAGAGACAGCAAAAGAAUUUAAGGAGUAACGAGUAAGUUGAGUAAUGAGUAAGCAAGUUGAGGCAAGAUUAUAAAGGAUUCUAAUGGUCAUACAAAAAAAUUUUUUUUAAUGUAUUAGGGAGCUUAUUGACAGGGUAUGUGUUUAAUUUCAUUAUAAAUGGGAGCCUUAAGAAUGCCUAUUUCCAGGGUCUAAGUUGAGAGUACAAGUAUAACUAGUUCUGUAGACAGAGUGUAAAAAUGACGUGGGGUCGGCAUCUGACCACCUCUAACUUCACAAGGGGGAAUGAGAAUCAAGAUCAACAGCCCAAGGCUGAUUCCUGUGAGGCGGAGAUCAGAUAUGCCUCCUCUCUGCCAUCUUUACCAAUUCUGGCACCAACCAUGCCUCCCAAACCACUCUCUACCUCUGCUGGGUUGGUCAGUUCAUUGCGGUGGCCACACAGAACUCACAGGGAAGUAACAGGUUACAAUUUAGGUUCAAGAAUGCUCAGGAUACAGUUCUUCUAUCACGACAGCCUCUUCCCAGUCUUGUUCGCAGGCAGGUCUCUUCUUGGCCCUUAGUCUCUACCCUGUUCAGGCAAGUGUUACAAAGCUCUUUCGUUUUUGCCGGUAAGUGCCCGGAGGCAUCCCCACUUGCUUGCUUAGUGCUCUCUCUUCCUUUCUCAGUCUUCUGUUUACAGGAGCUUCUCAGCACAGGGAGCCCGGAUCCAAAGGACACGCUGUACUCUUGGAUGUUUUUCCCUGGUGGUGCAGGGAUCCUCUCUUUUCCUGCUCAUUUCAAGCCCAGCUGGAUGGCAAAACUGACCAAUCCCCUUGGUGGGCCAGAAUACCCUAUUUGCACAAUCCCACCCAAUCAGUUGGGUGGGUGUUAUAAGACCGUGACGAGAAAAGGCCACACAAAAGCAGUCCAUCACACCGCACAGAGAUAGGUAAAGGACAGAGUGUAAAUCACAAAGAGAGAGGUGAGUUGGUGGAAAGAACAUACAAGAACAAACUGAAGAUGAAGGGAAGGCUAGAGUUCCUGAGAUAGUAGGUUAAGGUACCAGGACUGGAGGUCUUUGCCCCCAACCACAGAAGAUCAAGGCACAAACAAAUGAACUGCCAACUGCUACUGGCUGGUGUAAUAUGAAUCUAGGAUGUCAUAUACCUUGUAUCCAAAAUUGUUUCUCUGUGGCCCUGCACCUAGCCCACCUGCUAAGAGUACUGGGUUGCCAGGCGUGAAGUAGAAUCUGACCUGGCCCUGCACCUAGCCCACCUGCUAAGAGUGCUGGGUUGCCAGGCGUGAAGUAGAAUCUGACCUGGCCCUGCACCUAGCCCACCUGCUAAGAGUGCUGGGUUGCCAGGCGUGAAGUAGAAUCUGACCUGGCUCUGGCAGAGGCUUCAGGAGGGGGCUGCUGGAGUCAGAGGGUGUCUUAGGGAGCUCACUUACCACCCUCAGGUGUAACUUUGAAGAAGAUGACCAAAUGAUAGCUUCAAGGCCUCUGCUAGAAUAGAACAGUAAUUAAAUGCUAAUUAUAUGCGUUCUAUAGGGUCGCUAUGAGUCAGAAUCGACUUGACAGCACUGGGUUUGGUUUUUUUGGUUUUAUAUGUGUUCUCAGCUCAUGGGCUCCCUACGAGAGCAGGAAAUAUAAAACCACCCUGCUGUGUUCAUAUUCCAGCCUAAGAGCCCUGGGUCCCACUCUGAAGAGAAUAUAUGUAUGUAAUGGUUUUUUGAUACAGACUAAUCAGCAGUCUUCAUCAAGAAGAGGUCAAAGUACAUGACACUUGAACCCAUUUUUCCACAAGGACUGAUUUUGGAGGCCUAUCUGGAGAGCGUUUUGGCACUAGUGAUACAAUUCGGAGGACUUCACAGUUGCAACCUCACAUACAGAAAUUUGAUAAGCAAGAUUCUGAAUUUUCUUUGCUAUUGAUUCCACACUGGCACUUGUGAUUCUUACUAACUUUACAAAGAAGUUACUAAUUUUAAAUAAAUAAUGCAUGAGCCUGGCACCAAACUGUAUGUACUUGCCGGGGGCCAGCCUCAGCAAUGAACAGGGUUACCAGAGGAGGGGUAGAGUUCGGCGAAAAAAGAACGAGCGGUAGAGUGUCUUAUAUUUUCAUUCUGCAGAAAAAGAAGGCUCUGCUCUUUAUUUUUUACAUGGUCUUUUAUAUCAUAAGCUUACAAAAGCAUAACAUCGCAUGAUCAAUAAAGGGGCAGUACAAGAUAUAAUCAUAAACAUCAUUUCCCAGAGACAUAAUUUUCCAAGUGACACAUAGUACAGUUCCGCAUACAUACACAAGUACAAUGAGUUUUUUGUUUAAUUGAAGAGAAUAUUUUGUUGAUAUAUUUUUACACAAAAUAAUAAUUGACUUCAUAUUGCUUUACACUUAUGCUUAAUCUUGCAAUACCUUCCACAGUUUUUAUAACAAUUAAUCUUUUUGCAAAAUCAUUGUUACAUAGGCUUUGUCCAUCUUGUCCAGGGUGGUCAAGUUCCUGAAGCCCAGCCACUUUGGGUUACGUCAUAUUGUCCACGAUUAUGCCAAGGACAAUUAGCCCAAUCUCUAUACCCAAAGACCAGUCAAGCGCAGCAGUGAGCGGGGUGGACGAGAAAGUUGACCUGUAAUUGGCUGAGAGAUUGGCUGAGAGAACUCACUGCCUUUUGUUUUUCCACUUUUAUGGGGUCAUGUGUGGGUGGUGGUUUAAUCACAAAAGGGCCUUGGUAAAUACCAGGAUUCCACCAUCCUGUUUUUGUUUUCCAUAGUCGAGCUAUUUGUUUUUCCCCUAAGACAACUUCAUGUUGAUCCCCAAGUAACACACGGGCUGUCCCUACCCGAGAUUUCACCAGGGGAUUAUGAGUAGGACGCCCCCCGUCCAAAGGUCCCUAAAUCUAUAAUGGAAUUUUAUGCUUAUACAUUCUGCUAUACACAGGCUGAAAAUGAAAUAGAAACAUAACACAGAUGACAGAGAUAUUCCUGACUUUUCAGGAAUUCUUCGAUGUUUAUGCUAGGGGCAGUGGGUGCAGAGGGGCCGCCCUUGCAGCCUGGCUCUUCCUGACUUUUCAGGAAUUCUUUGAUGUUUAUGCUGGGGGCAGUGGGUGCAGAGAGGCUGCCCUUGCAGCCUGGCUCCUCCUGACUUUUCAGGGAUUCUUUGAUGUUUAUGCUGGGGGCAGUGGGUGCAGAGAGGCCGCCCUUGCAGCCUGGCUCCCAGCAUGUACUGAAAAGCCCUUUUGUCUCCCACCCCUGUCCUUCAGCCUUCAUUUCCCCUUGUAGGAAGCAACCGGCUUUAACUAGUUUCUUCUGUGUUUUUCCAGAGGCGUUCUCUGCAUAUGCAAACAAAUAUAUAUUAAUGUUUUUUAAAUUAUCUCAUACAAACUGUAGCAUACACAGAUGGUUUUGCACCUUGCUUAUUUCACUUAAUAUAUGCCAUUGCCUUCCAGCCGGACACCACCAGGGGUACACUUGUAGUUGAACAAUUUGGUUUUAUUGAACACUUGCCAUGGCAUAGGAUUUAGGCUUAUGAUAGACGGUUUUGGGGAAGGUCUUGAAGCAGGACUUUGCAUUGGAUGCGGGGGAACAAUUCUGUGAUGAGUGUCUUAAUGAACCUUAACCGUAAAGCAGGAGGAAUGAGCUGAGGCUAAAGCUCUAAUUGGUAAAGAAGCAGCAGUCACUCAUAUUAGUUUGGUAGUUUUUAUUUAGAUGUUGUUCAUGUUUUUGUCUUUAUCCUUCAUGGCCACAGGUCUUUGUGAAAUUUUUUAUAUUCUGUAGGAGAACAAUGUCACCUGCCUGUGAGUGCCAGGCCAGCUUGUACCAACAUCAAGUCUAGCUGAUGGUCCCAGGUCACUUCUGGAUGUUAGGAGUCGCUUUUCUCGUUCUUACAUGGUAUUUAGCAUUCUCUCCAUAUAAGUACAUAAAGAAUGAGAUGUGCUUUGUUCUUGUUAAUGGCGUGAUACUCCGCUGGAUGGAUGCUAUAGUUUAUCUACCCUGCCCCUGAAUGACAAGUAUUUACAUCUUUUACUAUUCCAACAGUGCUGCAAUAAAUAACAUGUCACUUUGCAUGUGUACCAAUUUAUCUGUAGAAUAAAUUCCUAAAAGUGAAAUUGAGAUAAAGGCUUUGUGCAUCUUAAAUUUUGUUAGAUAUAUUCAGAUUAACCUUUGUAGAGGUUGUAACAAUUUACUCUUCCAUUAGCAAUGUACGAGUUUGCCUGUUAAUCCACACUAUUGCCAGAACAGUGCAUUACCAAACAUCCGUAUGUUGCCCAAUUCCCUUUCCUCAUAAGCAAGUUGUAUAUGUAUUUUUGAAAUUGUAAUAUUAUAAGGGAAUGGUGAACUGGUGAUAACUUUAUUGCAAAUCUUUCUAGAGGAUUAAACUGCAGACUUAAAUAACAGGCAGUAAUAUCUAUGUCAUAUAUUUUGUUUAAAGCCCAUAUGGCAUCCUGAGACCAGAAGAACUAGAUGGUGCCCGGCCACAACCGAUGACUGCCCUGACAGGGAGCACAACAGAGAACCCCUGAGGGAGCAGGAGAUCAGUGGGAUGCAGACCCCAAAUUCUCGUAAAAAGACCAGACUUAAUGGUCUGACUGAGAUUAGAGGAAUCCCAGCGGUCAUGGUCCCCAGACCUUCUGUUAGCCCAGGACAGGACCCAUUCCCGAAGACAACUCAUCAGACAUGGAAGGGACUGGACAAUGGGUUGGAGAGAGAUGCUGAUGAAGAGUGAGCUACUUGUAUCAGGUGGACACUUGAGACUGUCUUGGCAUCUCCUGUCUGGAGGGGAGAUGGGAGGGUAGAGAGGAUUAGAAACUGGCAAAAUUGUCACGAAAAGAGAGACUGGAAGGGCUGACUCAUUAGGGGGAGAGUAAGUGGGAGUAUGGAGUAAGGUGUAUAUAAGCUUACAUGUGACUGACUUGAUUUGUAAACGUUAACUUAAAGCUCAAUAAAAAUUAUUAAAAAAAAAAAAAAA
This is a messenger RNA of Loxodonta africana (African savanna elephant), 13210 nucleotides long. It is a transcript of the gene SAMD8, whose product is annotated as sterile alpha motif domain containing 8. The transcript has 7 exons. The record is from RefSeq and is a predicted model, not a curated record. Gene Ontology annotation, biological process: ceramide biosynthetic process. Gene Ontology annotation, cellular component: Golgi membrane; plasma membrane; endoplasmic reticulum membrane. Gene Ontology annotation, molecular function: ceramide cholinephosphotransferase activity; protein binding; sphingomyelin synthase activity. NCBI's taxonomy places the organism in Eukaryota, Metazoa, Chordata, Mammalia, Proboscidea, Elephantidae. The coding region runs from base 787 to 2034 and encodes 415 amino acids.